This is a messenger RNA of Truncatella angustata, 1278 nucleotides long. Its product is annotated as oxidoreductase. The record is from RefSeq and is a predicted model, not a curated record. Gene Ontology annotation, molecular function: oxidoreductase activity. The coding region runs from base 152 to 1216 and encodes 354 amino acids. NCBI's taxonomy places the organism in Eukaryota, Fungi, Ascomycota, Sordariomycetes, Amphisphaeriales, Sporocadaceae. The transcript is spliced from 2 exons.
CGAAACUCUUCCGUUUUCCAUAAAGUAAUUAGUAAUGACAUAAUCAGGGACGAAAUUUCCCCCUGUAAAUAUUUCGCCCCCUCCCACAACGACUUCCGACCAACUGCCAUACCCAACUAAACACGAAGAGUCUUGAAACAAUCAAGCCAACAUGAAGCAGUGGAUCACCAACCAAGAUGGUCUUGAGAAUCUCAAGUUGGUAGAUGCGCCAGCGCCAGAUGAGACUAGACUGAAGGAGGGUGAAGUUCUUGUCAAAAUCAGUCGAGUCUCGUUGAAUUAUCGCGAUACUGAAGUCUGCAUGGGCUUAUAUGGCCACCAUGACUCUAUGUCGCAGGGCGCCAGCGGCCUGGUUCCUUGUUCGGAUAUUUGCGGUAUCAUCGUUAAGACCGGGCCCGGUGUGUCCGACCUCAAGGAAGGCCAGCGUGUCAUGUCCACAUUCAACCAGACCCAUGUCAAGGGCCAGGUGACACAGAAGGAUAUGGGUUCUGGUCUCGGUCUACCGCUGCCAGGCUGCCUGACCGAGCGCCGGGUCUUUCCGGACUACGGACUCGUCAAGGUGCCGGACUACAUGUCGGACGAAGAGGCAUCUUGUCUGCCCAUCGCAGCGGUUACGGCGUGGAUGGCGAUCAACGGCUUCCAGCCCAUGGGCCAGCCGCUGAGUGGCAAGGACAAGGUGGUUUUGGUUCAGGGCACCGGUGGGGUCUCCAUCUCGGGACUGCAGAUCGCCAAGGCGCUCGGCCUCACGGUGAUCGUGACGUCCUCAUCAGAUGAGAAGCUUGAGCGCGCAAGGGAGAUGGGCGCAGAUCACACGAUCAACUACCGUACGAACCCAGAAUGGCACAGCGCCGUUCUUGGGAUCACCGGCGGAAAGGGUGUCGAUGUUGUAUUCGAGACUGGUGGCGCCCAAACUUUGAGCAAGUCGUUUGACUGUGUUGCGUUCGGCGGUCUGAUCAGCUGUAUUGGCUACUUGUCCGGAAAGGAGGACGCCCCUGGAAAUAGAAUGAACACGAAUCUGCUAGCGCUGAAGCGGAACGUCACGCUGAAGGGGAUUUUGAAUGGUCCCAAGGACAGGUUUGAGGAGAUGUUGGGGACGUAUGAAAAGGCACAGAUCCAUCCCGUGGUGGACAAGACAUUCGAGUUCGGCGAGGCAAAGGAGGCUUUCCAGUAUCUCUUUGCAGGCAAGCACUUCGGAAAGGUUGUUAUCAAAGUCGCAUGAGAUCGAUGAAAACACUUGUUCGAUGGAUAAAAGAAUAAACUGUCGUUUCUCUGCUAUUAUCU